CCAGCUGUCAGUUGACGUCGAAACAUACGCCGAUACGGUCUCGCCCGGUCGGUGCUGUUGUGCAGGGCGAAUUUUUUGACAGCUGCCGUUUUGUUGGACACGGGCCAGUUAGUUUUUCCACCGUUUUGUGUAGCACGUGCGUAACACUCCCACCAACAAAACAAAACAUAAAGCCCAAUCUAAUGCGUAAGGCGAUUUUCGUGGAACACGUUAACGAACUGUGUGCGAUCCCGGUGAUGGAUUUCCAUUUCCACGUGCGUGUGCGAGCGGGUGAUGAAGACGCGAGCCAUAGGCGUUAGUGAAUGAGUGGGUUUUUGGCUAAUUUUCUAGACCAUUUUGAAGUGUUACCCCAAGUAGUGAGUGAAGUGAAGUGUUGCCUGUGUGAACCAACAAAAAAAGCUCUGGGGCACUAACAUUUUGCCCCCCCGAAAAUCCCCCUCGAUGGUGGGUGGUGCGUCCUAUUAAGCAAGUUUUACGACCAGCUUUCGGGUCGGGCUCAACAAAACGGAAAGUCACAACAAAUGCUUACAUUUACAUUAGCGAGCUAGAGGGCGACCAGCGAAGGCGCACAGCAAAUCAGUGGGCAAAAAUAACAAAUCACGGCCCCCAUUAAAGUGACGUGACACGUGGUUCGUGGCGGUGUGUGUUGCGUGUGCCGGGUAAACAAAACUGCGUAGCAUAAAUAAUCGAUUCCCAUCGCAAGGUGAACGGCAACAGCAGCAGCAGCAGCAGCAGCAGUAUGGAGAUUUACAACCGCCGGCGGCUGGGAGCUGGAGCUUCCGGCGCCGCCGUGUGUGAAUCCGACGCCGAAGAACUUCCGACCGCUCAAGAUGGUGGAUGGUGUGAGGUUCGGUGCAGAAUCGUCGGUAGCGGUGUCCAGGAGGACCAGGAGGAGCACCAACACGGCACGCUUAGCACUACGCCUUCCUCGCCAACGCCGGCCUGCACAGACAGUGUUGCGAACCGGUGGAAAAUUCGCGGAAGGAUCUACCAUCGGUCCCACCUGCACCUGUUGCUAGUCGCGGCCGUGCUGCUGACACACAUGUUUGUAAAUAUUAGAAUAGGAGAAGCAGCUAGUCAAAUACUCAACAAAGCGGAACCACUAUUCAUCUCCAGAUCGGAAGCAUUCAAGUUCGCUGUGGGCGAUACGAUUACACUACCCUGCGAAGUAGCCUCUCCAGGUACGUACGUGCUGGCCUGGAAGCGGGGCAUCGCGAUCCUGACCGCUGGUUCGGUCAAAGUCACUCCGGAUCCGCGCGUCCGGCUCGUCAACGGCUACUCGCUGCAGAUUCGUGACGCAGUACCGCAGGACGCAGGAGACUACAUCUGUCAGAUAGCGAUGCUUGAUCCGCGCGAAAUUACGCAUCACGUGGAAAUUCUCGUUCCACCGAAAAUUACGCACGUCACAUCCGGCGGUCAUCUGCAGGUCCGGAAGGGUUCCCCGGUACGGCUCGAAUGCUCCGCCACCGGUAACCCGAUGCCCAACAUUACCUGGACGCGGAAAAACAAUCUGCUACCGAACGGCGAGGAACAGUUCACCAGUCCCGUGUACGUCAUCGAAAACAUGGACCGGCAUAAGGGUGGAACGUACAUCUGUACCGCAAACAACGGUGUCGGGCAGGUGGCCACGAGUCAAAUCAUUCUUCAUGUGCUGUAUCCACCUGAGAUAAGCGUCGAGAAUCCGAUCGUGUACUCGGGCGAGGGCCAGGAGGCGAUGCUCGUGUGUAUCGUGCACGGUGAAUCUCAGCCGGAAAAGGUACUGUGGCACAAGGACACGAUGCAGAUCGACCAGACGGAGCGGCACGUGAUCGAGAACCGGGGCGCCCGCCACACGCUCAUCAUCCGGAAGGUGCACCCGCAGGACUUUGGCAACUACUCGUGCAUCGCGGACAACCAGCUCGGCAAGACGCGCAAAACGGUCACGCUGACGGGCAAACCGAAGGUGGCCGUCUUCCGGUCCGUGCCAAACAGCCAGUGGAAGGACAAGUACAACAUUUCCUGGAUCGUCGAUUCACAUUCGCCGAUCGAGGAGUUCAAGCUGUACUACCGGCAGGUGGACGGUGAAACGCUGCAAACGCAGGACGGCAUCUUUCUCGACAGCCGGAAAAUGCACCACAGCUACGCGGGUGAUAAUAUGCUAGACUACAACCGGAAAAUCAACUCGUACGAUAGCUACUCGUACAACAAUGGCUACCACAAUCUGCACCACAAGUGGUCCAAGACGGACUGGCGGGACAUUGUGCUGCCGGCCUUUCCCUACUCCCACCACUACACCCAGGGCAUGAGCUACCUGAUACGGGGUCUCGAGCCGGACCAGCAGUACGAAGCACGGGUUCAAUCCAGGAACCGGUACGGUUGGAGUGACUUUUCCGAGAGCUUUCUGUUCACCACGUCAAACACAGAUACUGAGAUACGUGAUCUGAGUGUCACACACUACAGCUCGUCCAGGGCGUCGGUCCUGUUUGCCAGUGAAAUACGAUCGCUGCUAGGCGCCCUGCUGCUGGUCACCGUUUGCCGUUUGGUAAGCUUUUGAAGUUGACCCUUCCGCUAAUUUACGUACAUAGGAAAGAAUGCACCCGUGAGGUUCUUGGUAGCGUUACAGCUAAGUUACAUUAUCAGAGGCACAUUCUGGAUAUGUUGAAUUGUACAUUAUCAGACACACACAAAAAACUUCCGAUCGAGAGUUUUACUAUAAUUUAAUUGUGCCACACGCAUUGGCUCCAUUUUGUAUUCAUAAUGUGUAAAAAAAACAAGCGACUAUUUAUUUUUGUACCCCCAAAAAACGUAUCAAGGCUCAAACCGAACCGAGCGCAACAGCCUGAAAGUAAAACAACGCUGAAGCUCUAGUUAAAGGCAGGUAAAACCAAACCAACAAAAAACAGCAAACCCCGAACGCUGCUUGAAAUUGAUUAAGCUGGAAGGACUAUAUUUUUUGAUGAAAUUUAAUUUACUCUGAUAAAAUAAACAACCACUCAAAUUAAACCUCGUGGCUACCGACCGGGACGAAGAUGGCAAUUUCAGCAAUUACGAGUACUGCGACGACGACGACGAUGAUGAUGCCAAUGAUGAUGCUCGUGCUGAUGAUCAUGGUGACGAUCGCGGUCACAACCUCACACUUGCCCACUGUGUCGCCGUUGCACGCAGGUGGUCAUAAUUUAUUACCAUUAACCUCCACUGGGACACACACACACAGAAACGGAUGGCUUGUGUGCGCGAGACAACAAAGGAAAGCAAAGGAGCAAAUGUGGGGGGAAACUCACCACCACCACCACCACCAUCAAAAACACCCAAAAAAUGAGCGGAUGCGUUUCGGUAUCGAAUGAAAAAUUCAACACACAAAAAGCACUCCAAAAAAUAACAAAACCUCGAGUGAUUCGAGCGACUGUGGCGGGGGAGAAAAUGAAAGCGAAGCAAAUAAGAGGUAGAAAACAAUUCAAGCCAUUUUGCCGCUAUGAAGAAAAGUGUGGAGCAAAAAUUAAAUUAAUUUAAUUGAAAUCACACACCAUUGUGCUGCCGGGUGUGCUGUGCUUCCCCCGGAGGUGAACGAGCUUCGAUGCUUUUAUUUUGAGCCAUCAGAACAUUUCCAACCCGGUGACGCUGUCAGUUGAGAUGUUUUUCAGCAAAAAGCUUAUUUUGCUUGUAGUUUGAACCCUUCUAAAAGUUAAUGCAGCAAUCGAUUAUGGGAAAGCGUAUGGGGGCGGUGAACGUAAUAAAAAUGUCAUCGAUCAUUUGCAACAGCCAUCAAAAAAGCUCGUCAUUACACAGUUAAAUGAGUAACGGUUUGGUAACGCUUCUAUUCAGCGCUGUCAGUGCUGCCAGCGCUGCAUACAUUCCGGCGUUCAAUUAAGAGAAUGAUGCAUUCCAGCCAUUGUUAUGCUUUGACAUAAUUUCUAAGCCUUGACCCGUGGUCGGUCAAUAAUAGGAUCCGUCAACCGAUUGUAAUAGCGUCCUCUCCCCAACCACAUUAUACAUUUAAAAUGCUUUCCCAAACUAGCUUUGACCGACACUCGUGCGGGUGAGCUGAACCCAUUAUAAACUUAUGAAUAUGGAAACGGUUCCCUAUCUGGUCCACGCCGCUAGUUGCCGCUGGCGUAGAACCGCUUCCGAUGGGCCGGGAUGAGUCCGGGCAGCUUCACCCGUAACACCGACAAACAGAAGCAUAUUUAGUGGCGGGCAAUUAAAGGUGUGUAAAAUGCAAUUAUUCCAAUAACAAGCCCGCAUUGAAUGGGUGACACCGCAGGACCGAAACGGGCAUUGCGCCCUAAAACUAUACUCCGCUUAAAUAUGCAUUCCUCUAGCGCUGGACCGCAGCUACACCACACCACACGCCGAUGCGUUGAGCGUGGGGGUAGAUUUUGUAAUUAAAUUUUCAAACGAACCUCAAUACUCCUUUGUUACGAAGCCCCAAGACUCAGCAGAGAGCAGGACGGCGUUGGUAUCCUUCGCGAGGUUUGGGGCUGGCGAACGGAUUCCUCCAGCUGUGUACUGCAAUUGUGGCGCGCUGGCUGGACAUUACUUUUAUCGUGCUGCAUGGAAAUAACCGUCCUCCAAACGAGCGUCCUAUUCAACGGCGGACCGGUCAGUGGCAUAAUUGGGAAAAUGGGAACUUUAUGACGGUGCGGCAUUUGGAGUCGUAAAAACAAAUCGGGAGGAAAAAUUAUUCGGACGAGGGAUUCCUUUUUUACUUCACCCCAUUUUUCUGUGAACUCUAAUGAACUUACAAAGCUGGGUUUAAAGUUGCGACUUACAUGCUAAACUCCACACAGUUUAAAGACUUCAGCAAUCGUUCAUUCGAAGGUGUUGAUUGCACACGAUUGCUGUCAGAAACGUCAUAAUAAGAUUAAAAAUCGUUUUCAAAUUAAAAUAUGACGUCUUUCCGUUGGAGAUGUAUUCCUAUGGCCUCAAUAAAAGUCUUCAGGAAAGAAUCCUGACAGCUUACUCAACACCGGUCAGCAGCUGUUCGUUGCUAUAGCUCCCUAAUGAAAUCCUAGCCAAGCUCAUGCUCUCAUCUGGAAGUCAAACAAAACCAACGCUCGCACACACAUACAUAAACAAAAGCUCAUGCGGCUCGAAAGUUUUGCAACCUUUCUUUACGACCCCAACUUACAAAUGCAUGUUCCGUUCCAACCCGGGGUGUUGGAAAAGUUGCCCGGAAAGUUUUUGCUCCUGCACGUCCCGUCGUCGUUUGAUGAGGUGAAGUUCGGCUCGGUUGAUAGGAACAUGUUCCGCUCUCCAUAUCGGUUCGCAAGCAACAGGCCGAUACCGAACGGUUUUUGCAGCUUAACCAAGACACGACAGCCGACAGCGGAUUGACUUCCGCCGUGCCUGUUCCGGUUGCGGUUUUCUUCACGUUCAGCGCGCUUUAUCUUCGCUCGCAAAACCUUCAGGCUUUCUGACGAGUGGCCCACAUUGAUUAGAGCACAGGAAAAACCUCUGUGCGGAGGGGAAGGGAGGUAUAACGAAAACUUCUUGCAAGCUUCGCCCAAUAUUCCAGAGACCCUCGCUCAUCAGAGCAACAGCUCCCAUGGGUGGUCUUCAUUCCGUUGAAGGCAAGCAAACAAAACAGGACCAAACAUUACGAGAAUUGUGAGCAGAAAAAGCAGGGAGAAUACGAAAACUUCAUCCACUUCUAAUCCGCACCGGGUUUUCAUUUCUGCUCGACCACAAAACAAUGCCUAAGCGUGCGGCUAACGGGGGGUUUCGAGUUGUUUUGCACGAAAAACCACCAACUGAGUGAAAAGCGUCCCGGUGGGCAUCGUCUUGGUUGAAACCAACCUGCAGAAGCUUAUCUGCCCGCCGUAGUAGUGAUAUGAGGCAAACCAUCAUCGGCUGCAGCCAUCAUCGUCGCAAGCGUAGUCGUAAGGAACGCGAAGAAUGCGAAGAAAAAACCCACAAUCGAGCGCAGCAGCAUCGAAGAAAAGCUAAUGUUUCUUUCCGGGGAAACUUUUCAAAGAUGCAGUUUUGCGUUCUACACUUCCGACCGGUACGCCAUUUUCGAGCCAGUUCGGGGGAAAAUUGUUGGUAAAGUAUUUCGUUCGUUUGGUAGGAAUGGAGGAAGAACACAGUAAAGAGUCGGAAAUUGGUAUCGUUUUGUUUUCACGUACGUCUGAGUUUAUCUUGGUUGGUGGCGUUGCUCGCGAGGUGAGUGCACACGCCGUCACACUUAUUGUAAAUAUAUAUACACGUGAAUGUGCUACAGAAUAUGUCCCAUAUUUCGAUCGGAGCAGCAGGCUUGGCCCACAACUUUCUGUGGCCGAAAACAAUGCACAACGGUGCAAAGGAAUGCGAGCCAGCCAGGAAGUCCUAACCAGGCUGUCUAACAAAGGCAAAGAAGCGGGAAGUUUAGCAAGGCAGAUGGGAAAUGGGAAUUGUAGUUGAAGCGAGAGCGGCACGAGACAUAGUUUAAAGAAAAUUAGGAAAAAUGAAUUUGUUGUAAGCAGUGUUUCCCACUCACUCCUCACUCGCCAUCCUCUCCCAUGCAUCCCCCUGUUCUGUACAUUUUUGCCUAGCGCCUUAGAUGUGUAUCCGUCUGUGUUGAUCAUGCUUGACCAUUUCCCGUUGCUAGAGGGAGAGACCCAGAGUAAGUAAUGUUAAUAUUUGUGAAGAUUCUUUAUUUACUCGAGAAUGUGGAUUGAGUUCUAGUGCAGGUGCGUAUAGAUUAAAUAGGUUAAAAAGAGUAUCCUUCCUAUCCUUCGAUGUCCUGUCAAACUUCGAUGCAACGUGAUCGGUGAAUCCUGCUCUAUCCUGAACGCGAGCCCAUAAAAAAAGACAUCCUCCCUUUUACUGCUUCUUGAGCGAAAAAGGGCCGAGCGUAUUAUGUAAAUGUUUAGAUUAAAGAUGCAAACACUCACACACAAACACACAAAAAGAACCCCUAAGACGGAAGACACUGAUACUAGCAAGCGACGCUCGAACUAGAAAGGAGACCGUCGCAUCGCUGCUGCAGAUGUUUCCGUGUAGUAUAAGCCAUCGUACGAGAGUGCCGAUCCGCAUUUCUUAAAUCAGAUACUCCUGAGUGUAUUUAGUGUGUGUAAAGCAGGUGUGGUGCAAUGUUGGUAGCUUAACCAUUGUGUCACCCAUCCUCAUCUCAUCUGCAUCAUCACCAUCACAUAACAACGAGAUUUAUGAAGAAAACAAGACUCAAUCAUCGGGCGCCUAGAUUAGAUUCGUGCAACCGUAAAACCAAAACCCACACACAAAAAAGUCGAUGGAUUGCCUCUCUACUCUCGACAUCUUUCUCUUCGGAAAUCACAGAACACCGCCAGAUAGAGGGAACGAGCGGAGCCAUUUCAUUUUCCCGCUGGGAUGGGGAAUCAUACUAUGUAUGGCACGGUGGCAACAAACAAAACGAGACACACCGUACAGAAAACGAUAUGGUAGCAAGAUAAUAGGGCGCAACUAAACGAACAAACCUAGAGACAGAAGAGAAAAAGAAACACAAAGCAAGAAUCUAUAAGAAGGAAAAUGAUACAAAACUCUUUAUAUGAUGACUUAUACUUUUUAUGAUAACUAUUUAAAAUAAAGCGACAGCAUGUGAAAAGUAAGAGCCACAUUAAAAUAAGACAGAAGGAAACAAAAUUUCACCGAGAAGGAUAAACGGUAAAAAACACACGUAAAACAGAUAAGUAAAGAAUACACAAGUAGCAACAAAAAAGGGAAAAAACUGGUCAACUUCUAGAUGCACUUUUUGUAUAUAUCUACACACACAUACACACACUCACCCAUGCAACACAGGCCAGAAGUAUCCUAAGUACGAGAUGAUCAAAAGCAUAAUGCCACGCAUGGGUGAGGGGGUUGGCAGACACCGAUAUUAGAUGUACCGCUCGUGGAAAUCGUAGAAUUCGGAGAUAUAUUCUGCGUAUAUUUGCAAAAGCUUAUCGAAUGUGUCGAAUAGAUUAUUCAACAACAGCAACACAGGCGGAGAAAAACGUUACACUGAUAACUGCUGAUUCAAUCUGAACCCAACAUCCGUGUGCGAGCAAACCGAUGGCACAGAGAUGUAUUUUGUCUUUGGCCGAGUAAUGGGAAGCUACAUAUGCAAACCAUCGUAAAACAUAGCGACAGAGCUCCGUUUCGAUAUUCGCACACACACGUACACGUACCCAACACAACAAUGCACAGGUGUAGAGGUUAAGACAAACCCCCAAGCAAAGCAAGAACAACCACUGCAAGACAAGCUCAAGCAAGGUAAUGGGAAGGCACAGUGUACUGGUGGUACUGUAUAUGUAAAACAGGACACAGCCACAGAAAAAAACUUUACUCCGUGUAGACCUUCCACUACGGAUGACACACUAUUCAACAAAUCAAAUGCAAAUCAUACCGCAAUGCCAAAACGCGCAUGAGAUAAAAGCAUGAGGAGAGAAAGGAACAAAUAUUAUCCCAGCACAGAACAAAAGAGAUAACUGGGAUUUACUCUGGUGCGCAGAAAAACAAGAAACAUAACAGGAUUGAUGAAACAUUUGUCAAAAAAUGAAUCGUAAACAUAGAGCAAAACAAAAGCCGAACUAAAACCGCACGUGGGCACAAAGACCCGCGAGAAAAGACAGCGAACCCUUAUUGUGUAAAACAGACAGAAAACAAAGAACACACACACAAACCUACACACUUUGUCCAGCAGAUGAAAUAAAGUAAAUUCAAUAAAAACUAAUAAAAACGAA
This is a messenger RNA of Anopheles stephensi (Asian malaria mosquito), 8657 nucleotides long. Its product is annotated as hemicentin-1-like. Gene Ontology annotation, biological process: synapse organization; homophilic cell-cell adhesion. Lineage: Eukaryota; Metazoa; Arthropoda; Insecta; Diptera; Culicidae. Gene Ontology annotation, molecular function: axon guidance receptor activity; protein binding. The record is from RefSeq and is a predicted model, not a curated record. Gene Ontology annotation, cellular component: neuronal cell body; axon; plasma membrane. The transcript has 11 exons. The coding region runs from base 740 to 2533 and encodes 597 amino acids.